This is a messenger RNA of Fusarium venenatum, 366 nucleotides long. The record is from RefSeq and is a predicted model, not a curated record. Lineage: Eukaryota; Fungi; Ascomycota; Sordariomycetes; Hypocreales; Nectriaceae.
AUGGCGAAUGACAAUGAUACGCAAGGACAAAGCGGGCUUGACAAUCAGACUCAGCUCAAACUCAGAUUUCAGAUCCAGCAGAUACGAUACAUACCUUGGUACAGUACGUAUCGUAUAGAGCUGACAACCCAAACGUCUCACAACUUUUGGUGCUGUGCUCUGUACAGCGCCCGGGCCGUCACCCCUGAUGAGCAUUACCUUGAACAACGUAUCCCUAGAAAGCCGAUAAUCAAUGGAUGGGGACUAGGCAAACAGCAUAAGAUGCGGACAAGAAUUAAAGAGCCAAUGGAAGAAGCAUAUCAGUCUGCUAAAUCUAAUCUGGUAAUUUCAGUGGCUACCUACAGCUCCAAUACACACGACUGCUGA